Molecule: messenger RNA, 6428 nt
Organism: Myodes glareolus (Bank vole)
Lineage: Eukaryota; Metazoa; Chordata; Mammalia; Rodentia; Cricetidae
Gene: Rhbdd1
Product: rhomboid domain containing 1
Biological process (GO): negative regulation of apoptotic process; cellular response to unfolded protein
Cellular component (GO): endoplasmic reticulum; membrane
Molecular function (GO): serine-type endopeptidase activity
Source: RefSeq, a predicted model, not a curated record
UUCCCCAGCCGCCGGAAGAGGAGCUUCCGGAAUCGGCGUCCGUGCGGGAAGUGGAGCCUCGGGAUUCGGAGUCCGGGCGUGAUGACGCGCAUACGCGGGAAUACGUGAGGACGCAGGCGGGUCUUAGAGAGAGUGCAGCUCUCUGCGUGCCUUCCUGGGUGGCUAAUCCCCGAGCAGAAUUCCCCGUCUGUGCUCCUCCUGAUAGCCAGCCAUGCAGCGGAGAUCAAGAGGAGUCAACGUGGGGCUCCUCAUGCUGCUCUCUCAAGUGUUCCAUGUUGGGAUCAACAACAUUCCUCCUGUUACCCUGGCAACCUUGGCUCUCAACGUCUGGCUCUUCCUGAAUCCUCUGAAGCCCCUGCACUAUUCCUGCAUCAGCGUGGAAAAGUGUUACCAGCAAAAAGACUGGCAGCGUUUGCUGCUCUCUCCCCUGCACCAUGCAGAUGACUGGCAUUUGUAUUUCAACAUGGUGUCCAUGCUCUGGAAAGGAAUAAAGCUGGAGAGAAGACUGGGAAGCAGAUGGUUUGGCUACAUCAUCACCACCUUCUCCCUGCUCACGGGGGUGGUGUAUUUGCUCUUGCAGUUCACUCUUGCAGAAUUCAUGAAUGAGCCCGACUUCAGAAGGAACUGUGCUGUCGGCUUCUCAGGAGUUUUGUUUGCCUUGAAAGUUCUUAGCAAUCAUUACUGCCCUGGCGGCUUUGUCAACGUUUUGGGCUUUCCUGUCCCAAACAGAUUCGCUUGUUGGGCAGAGCUGAUAGCCAUCCACUUCUGCACCCCAGGGACGUCCUUCGCUGGGCACCUGGCCGGCAUCCUUGUUGGACUGAUGUACACUCAGGGGCCUCUGAAGAAAAUCAUGGAGACAUGUGCAGGUGUUUUUUCCCCCAAUGUUGGAUACCCAGGACAACAGUACUACUUUAAUAGUGCAGGCCCCUCUGGAUAUCAGAAUCACUACCCAGAUGGCAGAGCAGGGGCCUAUGAAGAAGCUCACAGGAACUAUGAUGCCUACACGGCAGGACUGAGUGAGGAGGAGCAGCUGGAAAGAGCUUUGCGAGCCAGCCUCUGGGACCGAGCUCUCUCAUCUAAGGGAAGGAUAUGAUCGCGCCCUGUGAUGUCACUGUCGUAUGCUUCAAGUGACGGGAGUGCUUAUUGGCUCCUCUGCAGAUCUGCGAACGCCAGCAAGUUAAACAGCCCUGUGGCCACUCGUGGUGAAGAGCAGGGAAAGUGGCCAUCAACACAUAGCCAUAAAAUGUAGAGAUUACUGUAUUAUACGGAAGGGUAGAAAACUGAAAAUUUUCCAUCAAAAACCACAAGUCAAUAAAUCGUAUGAUCUCAGUACUGGAGCCGUCAUGGAGCUAAGUCAUCUUAAAUAGGAAAUGGUUCCCCAGGCCCUCCGAAGCGUGUUCGCCGUUUCAUUGUGUGAGAUUGGGGUCUGACGUCCAUUUGCAGGGACAUGGGGGUGAGUCUCAUGAAUACUAAUAGUCAUUGCCUGGCUCUUCAGAGCAGGGCCAUUUCACCCACCCAGGCCUGUCAAUGUUCCAUGUGUGAUUAUUUAACUAAACAGAGGAAAAGUCCAUGCUGGACCCUCGGGCUUUCCCAACAAGCCCAAAGGCUCCUCUGUGUUACAAAGAUGUGCUGCCCCAUGAAGUUCGUUAAUGACUUUUCGCUGUUCAUUUCUUAGCUAACAACUCCACACGUGUGCAAAUCACUGCUGAAAGUAUCUACAAACGUAACCCGACUCGUUCUUUAAGGAGUUCCUGGUGUUGGGAUUUCAUUUUCAGUAUGUAUUAUGGAGUUAGUUCAAACACAGACAUUUAAUAGGCUGCCUGGUGUGAGGGAUGUAACAGGCGUUCCCUACAUACUACUUAGCGACAGAUAUGCACUGUCCCCUACAGUCCUCUUAACAAUCUCACAGGGCAGUGCGAGGGGGGGGGGGCUCUCACCAUUCCAGGUCAUGAACUAGGAGACCAAGACCAACAUGAGGGAAACCACUCACUCAAAGAUGCAUAGCUAUGUACCACCAGUUCUCAGUCUUCCUCAUGCCGCCUCAUGCCGCCGCCUCUUAAUAUAGUCCCUCGUGCUGUGUGACCCCCCCAACCAUAAAAUUGUUUCAUAAUUGUAAUUGUGUGACUAUUAUAAAUCAUAAUGUAAAUAUCUGAUGUGCAGGAUUUCUGAUAUCGGACCCCUGUGAAAGAGUCAUUUGACCCCAAAGGGGUCACAACCCACAGUUGAGAGUUAUGGCUAUAAAGGAAGGAGAAGGGAUCUUGUAAGGUCAUUGCACUCCAGAGCACUGGAAGGCAAACAGCCCCCUUGUUCAGCAGCCCCUCUCCUGUAGAAACCACCCACAGCCUGUUUAAUGAAGCAUCUUGUAUGGGGCGCGUCCAUGAGCCCAAGACAGACUGAAGAAGCCAUCUCCUGAUUCUCUACCAGCCUGUUCCCGUUAUGAAACUGGCGACAUCUUCCACCCAUCUGAAGCUGGUCCAGAUCCUGUGCUGUAUCCCUAAGCAACUUAAGCAAAUGUCAGAAACAUGAGAAUAAGGCUCUUGAGACCCUUGGACCCUUUGGGUUCCAGAAGAGAGAAUAGCAGUAGGAAUAGCAGAUGGGAGUCACAGAAAUAUGUUUAAAGAUCAGUGCAGAGAAAGGAGCUGGAUGGCAGAGUAGACAGGGCCGUGUUCCUGGCUUCAUGCUGACCCAGAGUGCACACACAGCAAGCAGCAGGUGACUGAUGACCGAUGACUGACUUCAAGUUUCUCUCAGAAUAUCAGAUUUAUUUACACUUAAAAAUAAAGCAGGGCUAGACGGUGGUGGCGCAUGCCUUUAAUCCCAGCACUGAGGAGGUAGAGACAGACAGAUCUCUGUGAGUUCGAGGCCAGCCUGGUCUACAGAGUGAGUGCCAGAACAGUCUCCAAAGCUACACAGAGAAACUCUGUGUCAGAGAAAAAAAAAUUGAGUGGCAUCGUGUUUGGGUCCUGGAUUAAGCCAUUCAAAUAGCAGGGUAGCUUUGUUAUUAUCAGAAACUGAGUUUGAAGAAUUUUUUUUUAAAUACCCAGAAUGUGAAACCUGAAUUAAUGCUACCAUGCUAAUGGAGAUGGUGACGCUGUGACCAUCUUUUAGAACUGGACUGCUCUGCUUUGUGUUGAAAUGUAAGAAAAUGGGAGGUGGGAUUUUAGGCCCAGACCUUUGAUAUUAGCUGAGCCUUCUUACACUGCUCUUUCCCGGUUUUCUGUGUUCAAGUCUCAGUGAGUCCCACAUAGCCACGAAGAGAAGCACUGGGUGUGGGUGGAACGGUCAGGUGUGGCAAGGAGGUACGGUGUCUAACUUGUUCCCUGAUUCAGAAGUGAUGGCAGUUGGGAAGGUUAUAAGAGGCCAGAGAACCUUGGCUCAAGUACAGCUCCUUUCUCUACCGGCCAGGUGGCCUGAGAUGUCUUUGCUGACACUCUCUGUCCUUAGCCCACCUGUGGGACUAGUUUGGGAACAGAAGCUAAGUGAAAUCGGAGCCCUUGAGAGAGCUCUAUAAAUGGGGUGACUUUCAUGUCUCUAAGGAUGUAGGGAUGUGAGUCCUCUCCUCGGUGAGUAGCAUUUCUUCUGUUGUCUAAGCCUCAGUUUUCCUUGGAUGCUCUGCAAAUGGGGAGAGAGAGAGAGAGAGAGAGAGAGAGAGAGAGAGAGAGAGAGAACACAUACACACAGCCUACUUAGACUGAGCGCUGGACCUGAGGAACUCUCACUGUCUGCCCCCUAAGUCUUUGCCUCUCCUUCCGUCAUGAAACAAUUAGUCUUCCCAAAGGCAACUGAGAAUCAUCUGUCACGGAAACACAGCAGAGGACACUGGCUUUCUCUGAGAGUCUGAGGACACUGUCCACUCCCAUUGGUUUGUGUCCUGUGGCAACCUCGCCACGUUGAACUGCUCCUGAUUCUAAUCAGAGUCCUUGCCCAUCUGCAGCAGGCUGUCAAGUGCUGGCCUGCGUUCAUAAGGGCAGUUAGAAUUCUCUCGUUAAAAGCAGCCACAAACAACGAAGUCGGAUUUGGAUCUGACUUCAUGAAACAAUUUUAAGCAAUAAACUUGUGUUGAUUUGAUUCAUGUACUUGGCAUUUCAAAAAUUCACUAUUUUGAACAAAGACAAAUUCCUUUAUAAAAACAGCAAAAACUGUAUCCUGUCAGACUUUGAAUUUUGGAAAUUCAUAAAAUGUUUAUGGUGAAAGUUUUUUAGUGUUUUUAUUCACUGUCGUCUUUAAUCUAGGUUAAGAUGGUGACAUGCGUUUUGCCGUACUAAAAGGCCAUAAAGUAAAGGUUCAUCAUCAGUGAUGAACAUGGGCACAAGACUUUCUCUGUUCACUUUUGAGUGUUCCAGUCAAGAAGGGAUACACGGGCUUAAGAGGUCAUCACCCCAGGAUCUCAACAAGAGAGGACUAGUUAGAAGUAAGCAUCAGGGUCCCAGUAACAACACAUAAACAAAGUCACACAAGAGUUCCUGACUAGCUUUGGUGGACUUCUCAUGGACAGCUAAAAUUCCAGUUGGUUUCAGAAAUCAGUUCUCCCUGGUCUCUCUGCCAGGUCACUAUAGUUGUGACGUUUAUACACCUUGUCAAUGCGAACAACCAUGAAAGGAGCCAUUCGUAGAGCUCGAGCAUGAAAGAUCGCAUGCCCACUCGCUGUCCUUCAGAGGAUGUAAUUGUCCUUCUCAUCCUCUCAUGUGGCCAGUGAGUUCAAAGCCUUUGUUCCCCCAGUCAGCCACAGCAGCCCUGGGUGAUCUGUGAUGGGUGAUGUCUGGUCCUGACAGAUGCCUUUGGAAGUGAUAAGUGCAGUUAAUCCCGUAUUUAUUUGACCACAGCUAUGUAUUUGGGACUGAUUCAGGUCAUGAGGAGUGAGAAGUGUCAUAGGUGUCCCCUACCACCUCUGAGCUUCUAUCCCUAGUAGGAGGGAGCAGAGAUACACACAGAUGGCACCUCUCUCGGGCAGAACAUGGCAGCUAUUGGAUAGGGACAAUUAGCAGAGAAAGUCUGAAGGCUAAAGAGUUUGUCCUGGGGGAAGACUUCAGGGCUGGUCAGGUGUUGACAAAGGCAAUAAGACUUUUGGUUGCUAUAGGUGAUGAGAAAAAGAUUCAUUGCCAGUAAGCAGGCCUUGCAGAUCUAGGAGUGAAAAGAUAUGACAUUUUGGUGCCAUCUUCUUACCUGUAUCCAGAAGAGGGUAUGAAGUUUCUUCCUGAGGUUUAAGAUCAAACUACUGAUAUGGGAUGUCCUUCUGCAAGCUGCGAAUUUGUGUUGCUUUCAUUGGUUGAUGAAUAAAGCUGCUUUGGCCAAUGGCAGGGUGGAAUAUAGCUAGGUGGGAAAGCCAAACUGAAUAGAGGGAGAAAGAAGGCGAGGUUGAGAGAUGGCAGCAGCUACUGGAGGAACAAGAUGCCAGAGCAUUACCGGCAAUUCACGGGGCGCAUGGCGAUACACAGAUUGUUAGAAAUGGGUUAAUGUUUAUGUAGAGCUAGCCAGUGAGAAACCUGAGCCAUUGAUCAAACAGUUUGUAAUUAAUAUUAAGCUUCUGAGUGGUUAUUCGGGAACUGGAAGGAGGGAGAGAAAUCUCCAGUUACAGGCUAUAUAUUUCUCCUUCAAAGAAUACCUCCGUGUGCUAACUGAAGUUCUUAUACUCUCACAGCCUAUAUUUGGAAUAUGUCUACAGAACUGAGGAACCUCCCUCUCAGUCAUGUGACCUUUGCAUAUGAUGCUCAUGUUUUUGCCUGUCAGCUGGCGCAGUGUGUGUUGGGUGGGGCUGGGGCGAGUUGACUGAGAAGGACAUUAAAAAAAAAAUCAAGGCAGAACACGAAUCCCUUGAGAUAUGACAUCACCACCAUGGGUCAGUCAGCUCUGCUCCUGUUCUCCCUUGUGUACGCUGCCCUUCUCCUCUGGGAAGGUGGGACUCAUGUGUCUCAGUCAAGUGUGCUUCUGAUACCCAGGCUGGGAAGACGGGCACAUUAGAGGAAGGAAGGAGAGGCCCCAGGGCUAAGCAGGAGAAGUCAACCAGCAUAAUCAGCAGUGGGCUAUGGAGGAGUUAGUUGAGUUGGGCAUAAAAAAUGAAAGCAGCCCUUGAGACAUAUAGAAGGUUAAGUGAUGAAAAUUAUGGAACAUGGCAGAAGAAAAAAGUCAAAGUGGGCUGAGUGUCAAGAAGCUGAGUAUGAAUUAAGCCCAUGGGCUGAACCAUACUAAAGAUUAUUUGCUCUCUGUUGAAAUUACUAUUGACAGCUGAAGUUAAAAUAUGUUUGCCAUGUGCCUUUUUAGUGUUGAAAUAAGGAUGACACCAAGCAUCUGGUUUUCUCCUCUUGGAACCCUAGGGUACACACUCCCUUGUAAAUGUCAGCACGAUGGAUAGGCAGUGUGUGAUUUCCCUUUCCGCUUCCUCGCUACAGGAAAUACCAGAAAUGGCCCAACGCCCUAUGGGUUCCGACUCA